Messenger RNA from Insectozyma verbasci, 1236 nucleotides. The record is from the annotation of a GenBank genome assembly. Lineage: Eukaryota; Fungi; Ascomycota; Pichiomycetes; Serinales; Debaryomycetaceae.
AUGACUAUCAAUUUACAAUCAAUACCAGAACAACUUAAAUCAAAUAAGAACAUAACUCCAUAUAUUAUAAGAUCAAUUGAUUUGGGUUCUAUAAAUCCAAUUGUUUCUUACUACUGUAAAAUAUAUGUGUUGGAAUAUAUAUUACAGAAUAAAUUACAUAUGGAAAGUAAAGAGAAUGAAGGUUUUACGGUUGAAUUAUUAGAUGAUACUGAAUCAAUGAAGAAAAAUGAAGAAUCACUUCAGGAAAAACAAGUUUCACUUGUUGUUGUAUUAAGUUUUGCUUAUAAAUUAUUUAAUCAAUGUUUACAAGAUUUAAAAUCAUUAACCAAGGAGAAAAAACAAGCCACCGUUAAAAAAUUCCAAGCUGCUUUGAAUUUCCUUAAUAUAUUAUCUGUAUUUCAGAAUUCAGAAGAGAUAGACUGGCAAAAAGUAAGUAAGGUUGAUUCUUGGGAUGAAUUUGAUAAGUUGAAUAAAGAGAAAAUUAAAGUUUUGAAGUUUCAAUUGUCUAAGUUGUUUAAAGAUGAGAUACCUUAUGUUGAUGAAGUUAAUGAUGAGGAUUUGGAGAAGGAAUUGGAUCAAGAAUUGAAAGAAUUGGAAGCUGACAAGAAGGAAGAUGAUACAGAAGAAGUGUACAAUCAAGCAGAUGAUGAAGAGGAGGUAAAAAACGAAGAGGAGGUAAAAGACGAAGAAGAAGAAGAAGAAGGUCAUGAUCUCAAGAUGCCUGGUGCACCAAACGACUUACCUAAAUUCAUAGAUGAUGAAGAUUCACAACCUAAUUUACCAGGUGCUCCAGAUUCAGAACCUAAAUUUAUAGAUGAUGAUGAAAAUGGUUCACAGCCUAUCUUACCUGGUGCACCACAUUUUUCACCACAAGUAUCUGACUCAGAAUCAGAUUUUAAAUUACCGGGAGCUCCAAAAUAUUUACCGGAUGAUGAAGAUGAAUUAAGUCAUAUUAAUAAAACUUCAUCAAUACAUGUUUAUCAACCAAAUAGUAAUCCAAAGAAAGAAGAAUUUAAGAAACCAAGCAUAUCUAGAAACGUAUCACAUUCUCAUCACCAGUUGAGUAAGAAUGAUAUAAAACAGAUUUUGGAUAAAGAGGAUUCAAUUAAUGUAAUUAAAAAGAAUAUUAAAUUUGCUAAUUCUGCUUUAACUUUUGAUGAUUUGGAUGAAUGUGAACGACAAUUGGAAGAUGCUAUAAAAUUGAUGAAAGCAUUGAAAGCUCAAGAAGAUGAAUAG